UUUGGGGAGUGCAUAUAAUCAACAUAUUACCGAAGGUGCCUAGAUAUUGAUCCCGUGUUCCGAGGUUAGUUCAAAUCCCCCCCCUUUUUCUGGACCUUCGGGUUUGACCUCAGUUCGUCCGAGCCUGGUGGAGAAUAAUUCACGCGUAAAAUGCCGAAGAGAAAGUCUCCAGAGGGUCCCGAGGGCAAGGAGGCCUCCAAAGUGACGAAGCAGGAGACCCCCAGAAGGUCAGAGAGGUUGUUAGCGAAACCUGCUCCACCAAAGGCUGAGACCAAGGCCAAGAAGGCCAUCGUGAAGAAGGUGGCGGACGAUAAGGGCGCGAAGGCAAAGAAAAGCGUCGCCAAGGGUAAGAAGGACGACGGCCCCGCCCAGAACGGACAGACCAAGACCAAAGAGAUCUACGUGUCUCGUCCGUCUGUCAGUGUGUCCUCCAUCAGAAGCUCGGCUCCCUCCUUGAUGUCAGUGAGAGGCCAGAGUGAGACGGUCCGAGUUAAGGGUAACUGAGGAGGCGGCCGCGGAGAAGGCGUGAAGACGACGGGGCGCGUCCUCCGACAUCGCCCCCCCCCCCCUCAACCCCCCGACGCCGCGGCAGCAGAAGCAUCCUUUUUUUACUGACGAUUUUUAUACCAUGCUGAAUUCUUUUUUUUUAGACUUGUGAUAGUAGAGACGGGACGACCAGCGUCCGUUCGCCCCCCCCAGCGUAGUUCCUGCUCCCCUCCCCUCCGUAUCGCCGCUCUUGAGACACCUAGAAAGAGACGGGGUGAGGCGCUUUUAACCGGGCGGCUGCAGAUGUCCCUCGUCUCGCCCCGAAGGGGGGGUCCGUGAACUGUGGAGCUCUCCAGACCAGCUCUGCGUGUCUUUGUGGUCUCCACCGAGGGUCUUUCUGCAGCUUUUAAAAAUAAUAUUUAAGUUCUUAAGACUCCGCUGCGUUUCACACAGCUCCUUUUGUAUGUGUGCGAUGAGCGAACGCGUCCACGGGUCUCUGCGUUUGACUUCACCCCCCCACACUUAUCUUUUCAUUUGCCUCCCCUCCUGACAGCCUUGUCCUGCAGUGACGUAGCAAUAAUGAGUGGUGCUUCUGUUCUAGACGCCUCUAUCAGCUUUGGACCCUCUGGGCUUCUCUGGAGUUUCAUCCUGUUGGAAGAAUAUUUUGAAAAUAAAAAAAAAGAAAAGUA
Molecule: messenger RNA, 1175 nt
Organism: Gasterosteus aculeatus aculeatus (three-spined stickleback)
Lineage: Eukaryota; Metazoa; Chordata; Actinopteri; Perciformes; Gasterosteidae
Gene: hmgn3
Product: high mobility group nucleosomal binding domain 3
Biological process (GO): chromatin organization
Cellular component (GO): chromatin; nucleus
Molecular function (GO): nucleosomal DNA binding
Source: RefSeq, a predicted model, not a curated record